CCGCCUAAACUUUCUAGGAGUGCCAAACAAGCCCUGAUCGUCUCACAUCUGCGGGCCACGGGGACGUGCCACACCCUGAAGGAUCUGGAGAAGAUGAUCCCAUCGGUGGCCUCGAUUAAUGGAAUGCAGGUGAAGGAGUACAUUCAAGAAUUGAUGGAUGAGGGACGGAUCCGGGUCGAAAAGAUUGGCAGUGGGAAUUGGUAUUGGUGUUUUGGGGGAGAGGAGAAGAAAGAGCGCGAGGAGCGGAUCCGGAGGUUACGGAGGGAGGUGGAUCGGGUCCGAGAGAGUUGGGAAGAUGCGGAGGCUAGAUUGUCUGCGCGGAAGCAGGCCAGAGUGCAGGAAGAGGCCGAAGAGGAGCAUGGGGAUGGGAAUGGGAAUGGGAAUGGUGAGGAAGAGCGCCGGAGAUUGAUGGAGCGAAAGGCUGUGCUCGAGCGGGAGACACAUCAACUGCAGGGGGAGUGGAUGGCGUUGGCGACAAGUCCGGAGGGGAAAAGCUUACCGCAGAUUAAAGAGGAGACGGAGGAGUAUCGGCGACUGGCACAUCAGUGGACGGAUAACAUCUACAUCUUGGAAGGGUAUGUGGAUAAGGUGACCGGAGGGGAUCGGGAAGUGUUGCGGAUGGUGCAGCGGGAAUGUUAUGGGGAAGAAUACGUGGAGGGGGAAGGAUUGCGUGAGCUGGAGAUGGAGAUGUAG
Molecule: messenger RNA, 693 nt
Organism: Aspergillus vadensis CBS 113365
Lineage: Eukaryota; Fungi; Ascomycota; Eurotiomycetes; Eurotiales; Aspergillaceae
Product: putative GAJ protein
Exons: 1
Biological process (GO): reciprocal meiotic recombination
Molecular function (GO): double-stranded DNA binding
Source: RefSeq, a predicted model, not a curated record